Molecule: messenger RNA, 1585 nt
Organism: Notothenia coriiceps (black rockcod)
Lineage: Eukaryota; Metazoa; Chordata; Actinopteri; Perciformes; Nototheniidae
Product: alpha-tubulin N-acetyltransferase 1-like
Exons: 8
Coding region: 1-675 (224 amino acids)
Biological process (GO): alpha-tubulin acetylation
Cellular component (GO): microtubule
Molecular function (GO): tubulin N-acetyltransferase activity
Source: RefSeq, a predicted model, not a curated record
AUGCCCUUGCCGGCCUGUAGCCACCAUCCUUUGAUGGAGCUAUAUGUGUGGGCUGGCCAGGAAAGGGACCGACAGGGUUCACACGUGGAGGCGGAGCCACUGUGUAUUCUGGAUUUCUACAUAGCAGAGAACUUGCAGCGAUAUGGCUACGGGAGGGAGCUCUUUGAUUUCAUGCUGCAGCACAAGAAGUUAGAGCCCGUCCUGAUGGCUUACGACAGGCCGUCGCCCAAGUUCCUGUCCUUCCUGGCAAAGCAUUACUACCUGACGCCCAGUGUCCCUCAGGCCAAUAACUUUGUGGUGUUUGAGGGCUUCUUCGUCAACAUAGCAGGCUCACCCUCCUCUCCUCUGCCGGAUCAGGGGAUGUUCAGCUUUUUUGGCCCAGCUGAGAAAGGUUCCCCUAAGAAAGCCGGACGGAGAGAUCAAGCCCUACUCUUUAAUGGAGAGAGAAGUGGUCCAUCAGGAGCAGCGGGCUCGCCCCUGGCCGUUUGCUCCGCCUCACUCCCCGCAGCGGUCGGUAUCCUCCCAGUGCUCCUCCUCCCUGAGCGGGGGAUCCUCCCCCAGCAGGCCCCGCUCCCAGGCCGCACCAGUUCCUGCCCUUGGGCGCAGCAGGGAGCAGAGCCCCCAGUCCCCCCUCCUCGAGCGCUGCAGGGAAAGACGCAGCAGUUCACUCAAUAGACCUCAUCAGGGCUUGCAUUGACCUCCUCGGCCUGGCACUGUGCCUCUUCCCUUUAAACGUUUGGCUUCUUUUAGCUCAAUUUCUGAUAGACAGUGUGUGACACGUGGAGUGCCUUUCCACGGGCACCAGUCUCUUGUUUUUCAGUCUUACAGUAUGGUCAAAUAGAGUGGCGCAGUGAUGACACAUUUGUAGCCUGACCCGGAAGAGUAGCAUCACAAGAGCUCCCUCAACCAAAAGCUCUGGGAUCUUUCCAUUGGAUUUCAGUACAUUGCAGAAAAUGGCAAAAACGUUUAUGAAACUUACAUGUUUUGUUUAGCAGGAUAAUCUUCACAUUUGAACACCACUUUGUAAUGUUUUAGUCGUAAAUGCAAUCACCAGAAGUAAGCUAACUGUAGGCUAAAACCUAACUACAUCACCGUCACAUGGCUGUGCAUCACCGUCGCUAAGCUAAAGGCGGCUAAUCGUCGGCGUGUUGAUGUUUGGUAGACUUAUUUAGACACUUCACUGUUUUUAUGACACACAGAGGCUUCGAGCGUUCAUGAGUGGAGAAUUUACUGACAUAUUUUAUUUUGUAGAACUAAACGUGAAAGUCUCUUCAGUUUGUGUUAACCACAGACUUCAUUUCAGCCUUCGAACUACUACGAUGAAAAAGUGGUAAAAUGCUGACUGACUCAUUUCCAGGUUUUAGGACUCGUUCCUGCACCGCUCUAUUUACGAAAUCAGAUUUGCAUAGAACAUAAAAAAACUGGUGGUUGAUGUCCCCGUAGACAUGAUCCACACAGUGUUCAGGUUCCAUCCGACUGCCGUGGAUGUGUUCUAUGCAGCAGGUUCCCACGGUUACUUUACCUCCACAUUUCUCUCAUCACAGAACCAGGAUGUGUGUGUGAAGGCAGUCCUGGAGAGUGAGGG